AUGGGAGUCACGUAUGGAAAGAAGAGAGAUCUGCAACAUUUUCCAGGCAGAAGCAACACACACCUGAACGGGUCUGCCUCAGUGAUGCAGACACACCAAACUGAACAGCAAGAACGAUACUCAGAGCUUCAGGCUCCGACAGUACAGAGUGAGGAGGACAGCCGAAAUCUCAUCAGACCCCAAAAACCUCUCAAUCCUUUAACGACCUCCAAGAGCCACCAGGAGCUCCACAGAGAACUGCGGAUGAGUCACAAGAGGAGAGUGUCGCAAGAAGGAAAGAGUGAACUCCAGAGGGCUUUAGAAAAGAGAAAAUGGGAACAAAGGAUGAAAGCGAGCAGGGAUCAGGAAGAGCAAUCACCACUUCAUCAAGAGCUGUUGAAAAGACAACAGAGGCUAGAAAAGUUGGAUAGAGACAAAGGACAACAGCUAGAGGGGCCAGAGUUCCUCCGAGUCAAAGAGGGACUGAGAAGAACUGCAGUGGAUUCAGGAGAAAAAGUGCGACAGUUCUGA
This is a messenger RNA of Morone saxatilis (striped sea-bass), 510 nucleotides long. RefSeq names its product protein FAM107B. The transcript is spliced from 5 exons. Lineage: Eukaryota; Metazoa; Chordata; Actinopteri; Moronidae. The record is from RefSeq and is a predicted model, not a curated record. Bases 1 to 510 code for a protein of 169 amino acids.